Linum trigynum is the source of this 9040-nucleotide messenger RNA. NCBI's taxonomy places the organism in Eukaryota, Viridiplantae, Streptophyta, Magnoliopsida, Malpighiales, Linaceae. The record is from the annotation of a GenBank genome assembly.
UAAUAAUUUCUAUUUUCUACAUGAAUAAUAUGAAAAUAAACUCCAACCUCAUUCUUCGGUCUCAAUUUUUUUAUUUUGUUGUUCUUCUUCUUCCACAAAAUCCUCAUCUUGUUGAAACUCGCAAGCUUUUUUUAUCCUAAUAAUGAGUUAUCCGACAAUGAUAUAUUUGAUGUGAAAUCUUAACUACAGUAUUAUAUAUAGCGCGAAGAUAGACUAGAGGUGUGUUGUAGAAUUAAUUAAAUAGAUUUUUUGUUUUGUUUUGUGUUUUUAGGAUCAUACUCAUUAAUUGAAUGAAGCAAUUUAGCUUUGCUACCAGCAUUCUACAUAUGCAAUAAGGUACGUGAAAUACAAUCUUCAAUAUUUGAAUGAGUGACAAAAUCAUGAAUAAUUGUGUGGUUGAAUAUAUCGUUAUUGAUAUAAUAUGAAUGUGCUAACAACUUUUGCGAACUCUGAGAAUAUACAGUGGAACAAAGGUACGGUCUAACAUUAUCCUUUCUGUGGUCUUUUAACUAUCAUUUGGUGAUUUUUCUAACUAAAUUUUACAGGUUCAACCACGAAAUACCAAUAUCAGAGGCUAAAUGACUAAAUCGGUAGGCGGUAUUUAACGAUCUAACAGUUGAACUACGGUUAAACCACGGUUUUACCAUAAAAUAUCAUAAUGUUGACUUUUCCGGUACGGUUUCAUUGACCACGGUUCGUUUGUAUAUUUGACAUUUCUAGGUAUAUGCACGCAGUAAAUUACUGCUCACCAGAACCCCCUCUCGUCUUUAUCCGGUUUGGACUAACUCUCUCACCGGCGCGCUAGUUUCUGGGAACACAUGCAAAAUCGUAGAAUAUAUAUAGCAGGAAGGAGCAAUAGCUCGCCACUCGUGACUGUGACUCAGUCCAUCUCCAAUUCUCCAUUCGCAUUAUUAUACCGCCGCCACCACCUCUUCGUCCCCAAACUCCUCCGAACCUUCCAAUAUCAUUAUUCUCCGGCCACUUACUUUACCCGUUACCCAGCUUCGCUUCAGCUUCUUCCAUCACCACUAAACGUCGCCGUUUUUUCACCUCCUCUCCCACCUUCCAUUUAGUUUUUUCAACUCAUCCUGAUCGAAAAGAAGAGUCAACAAGUUGCAAAACACGAAAAACUCAACGCCUUCCCACCAGUCAAAAACCCCCUCAACUCCUUUUUGCCUUUACGUAUAAAUCAAUGUCCCUAUAUUAGCUUCCUCCAACUCCCCUUCCAGCCUUCCAUAUUCUCCCAUUUCUUUCUCAUUCGAUCACAUUUCAACACCAUUCCGUCAAUGGCCGUGAAAAGAAGCGGCGGAGUGGCAGAAUUACCAGAGACGUUCGACAUGGCGAAAUGUCUGGUCUACCUCUCCCACGGUCUUAACACCGUUAAUUCCACUUCCAAUCCUUCCCCCGCCGCCGCAUUCGAAUGCAAGACCUGCAACCGGAAGUUCCCGUCCUUCCAAGCUCUGGGGGGCCACCGGGCCAGCCACAGGAGGCCCAGGAAUUUACUGGGCUUGGGCCGCAACGCAGAGUUCAAGCUGGCAUCGACGAAGCCCAAGAUGUACGAGUGCUCCAUUUGCGGGGUCGAGUUUGCGUUGGGCCAGGCUUUGGGCGGUCACAUGCGGAGGCAUCGAGCAGCUCCGGUGGCCACCAAGAGCUUUGGUGGUGGGACCGCCGGACCGGGAUCGAACGAGGUGGCUGUGCUGAGGAGGUCGAGUAGUAGUAAACGCGUCUUCUUUGGGCUGGAUUUGAAUCUGACGCCGUUGCAGAACGACUUGGAGUAUUUGUUUGGGAAAAUUAUGGUUCCCAAACCCUCCAUUUGAUCCUUCUGCCAAAUUCUCUUUAUAAUUCUUUUUUUAUCUUUCUUUUUAUUUACCUCUCACAAAUACAUUUGUUUGUGUUCCUUGAUUAAAUUACACUUUGAAUUUAUUAGCACAUUUCUUAUUCUUGUGUAAAUUGCUUAGCCAAAAACUUUGAUAUAUUGUGAAGAUGAAUAUUUAGUUGGUCUGAAGAACUUAUUUGGUUUAAUUAGGGGUGACAGUUCGGUUACCGGUUACUGGUUAACCGGGCGGUUAAACCGAUAAUCGGCCGGUUAUUUACUAAUCGGUAAUCGAAGUAAUCGAACUUCGGUCGGUUAUCUGAGGUUGGACGAAAUGAUUUUUUUUGUCUUAAAAGUGGUUCGGUUAACCGAUAACCGAGAUAACCAAAAAACUAAAACCUAUUUCGGUCGAUGUUCGGUAGGGGGAUGGUUAUUUCGGUUAACCGAUAACCGGCUGAUCGGUUACCGGUUAUAACCGAAAUAACCGGUCUGCCACCCCUAGGUUUAAUAAUAAGUGAAAGAUAACAUAAGAUUGGAUGACUUUCACAAGAUAUAUUUGUCUAUGCUUCAAAUUGAUGAAUCUAGUAGAAGGUAGUCGUGUGAAGUUCUUGAAAAAAUUAAACUGGUGUAAAUUCUGUGUGGGGUAAUUCUAGGUGAUUUUAGUGCCAUAGGAGAUCUUAGUGAGGCUUUCAAAUUCUUCUGAGUACUCUAGUAGUGUUGAAGAUUUCCAUAGGCUCUAGCAUUGUCUUUCUUGAGGCAAACAUUCAGAGAAAUCUGGCUUAAAUAAGGAGAGUAUAACGCCUCUUACUUUCAUUGAUCAGUCAAAAUUCGUCAACAUAGGAACAAAAUUAGGUAUUUAAUUGAUGAAUAUGAUAAUUGAGUCACAUAUACAAAUACCUUGAUUGAGAUAACAAUUAGUUUUUACAAAAACCUGCUAGGUGAAUCAGAUCCUUCGGUUUAAUAAGAAACCGUGGAGUUUUGUAGAGUUAUUUUGGAAAUAAAGUUAGCUCCUCUUUUAAGUGGUAUGAUUCGCGUGAUUGAGCUUUAAAUUUAUAAGUUGAUGCACACUCUCUAUUCAAUCAUAACUAAGCCAAGUAUAACCUAGUUAGGGUUGUAGUAAAGUGGCUCGGUCGUAUUCCAAGGGAUCCCUAUUCCCUAAGCUUACAAUUACUUCGCUUCGAACUACUAUCUAAUCGAAUCAGAAGUUUGGGUGUAAAGUCUAAUCUAAUCUACUCCUAAAGGCAAAAUAAACAACCAACCAAGUGGUUGGGAGAAUGAUAGAGAUGAGACGGUUUCCUAGGGUCAAAUCCUCCUAGCUAUGGUUGUCAUUAGAGGUGGCAAUUUCAAUCCAAUCCAUCAAUCCAUUAAAAAUAUCCACCUAAUCCAAUCCAUUUAAUCCAAAUCCAAUUGGAUUGGUGGAUUCAUGGAUUGGAUCCAUGGAUCAUUGACAAAUUACGGUUUAGUACCUAUAAUUUAUAUUUUUUACAUUUUGGUACCUAAAUUUUAAUUUUUUAUACGAAAAAUAUCAAUGGAAAAUUACGUUUUGGUACCUAAAAAUUUUCAUUAUGACAUUUUAGUACCUAAACUUUUUACAUUUUACAUAUUGGUCCUUAGUUGAGGAUGUCAUUUGGAUUCAUGGAUAAUCCACCAAUCCACUUGAUCCAAUCCAUGAAUCCACCAAUCCACUAGAUCCGAUCCAUUUGAUCCAUGGAUCCAUCAAUCCAAUCCAUCAAUCCACCAAUCCAAUCCAUUUGCCACCUCUAGUUGUCAUGUAGGGUUAAGUGAAUGUGGUGAGUGAGCUAUUUUUCGUGGGGUUUCGUGAUUAUCCACACACCUCCGAGUACGCCUCCCCUAAAUACAUAUAAAGUCACCUCGAUCUAGGCUAUCGUAUUUGGGGCAUUAAGCUCGUAACUCCUUUCAAUGGAUACUAUCCAUCGUUCACACCGAGGUUUUAUCUAACCUCAAUUUUGCUUGAUGACACAUACCCGUCUAACUCUAAAACUCCCAAUCCAGCGUAGAAGCAUAAAGUAGGCUUGUAGAAAAGAUUAGGGCGACUUACCCAAACACAAUCAAAGAUAGAAUAGCAUUCAAAUCAACUAGAUAAACACAUUCAUACACAACCAAUAAACUAGGGUUCAUCUUCCCUAAACAACCAUUAGAUAUUCAAGUCAUUAUAGAGAGGAAGAAAACACAAACUAGAAGAGUGGAGUGACGACAUCAAGUUUCUUCUCCUUGCUUGCACCUUCUUCUUGCUCCUUGGGUUGAUUGGAUCUUCAAUGAAGCUCUCCCAAGGUGAAUUAGAGUACUUUGUCACUACAACACAACUCAUUACUUGUCCAAAAAAUUGACAUAAAAUUAAUUUAUUAUACAAUAAACGAAAUUCCAAUUGCAAUAAAGAACUAAUCGGGUCUCUUUUCUCCUUAUGCCUAUUCGAUCUUUCCCCAACAACCCUGAAAUCGUCUAGCGACAACGGCAAUCCCACUAGUUUUGAUCUACCAAUUACAACUACAAGUGUAAAAGGAGCAUUUUUAGCUUUGAGUUAUAUUAAGAACAAGUUUCCAAGUCGAUUUGGCGACCAGUUUGCUAGUACUUGUUUAGUAAGAUACAUUGAAAGAGACGUAUAUAAUAGUGUAGACAACGAAUGUUUUUGCGCUUCUUUCACUAUAUGAAAUUCCUUCGUAGUUGUUUCUGAAAAGUAUGAUAGUAUAAUCGGUUAUUUUUAAUUUAUGAAUGAAUUAUUUGGAUAUAAUUAUUUUUUAUUUGGAUAUAAUUAUUUGGACAGUGGUUUAAAAUUAACCUCUCCCAUGAAGCACUCAUGGUAAUUGUCAUCGUUUACUAAAUUGAGGUAUAUUCAAGUUAACGAGUCACGACGCUUUAGCUUCGCUAGCUUUAGUUUGCGACGUAAUUGGUUCUAUUUUCCACCGGCCAUUGGUUCUGACUUCUGACUGCACCAUUCCUCCUGCAACUGGGAAUAAAUAGAAUCAAACGAUCGACCUGAAUGUUUGUUAUCUACCGAUCGGCCUGAAAGAUGAAUGAAGACUUUUGGUGUUUCAACGAAUGCAUGCAUGCAUGAAAUAUUACAAAAGUUGCUUUCUUGUACAAGUUGAUAGGAUAGGUUGUGUUUAGAAAGAAAAAGAAAAAAAAAUACAUGACCCAUGUAGAUUACGACAGAGGAAGUGAUAUAACAAAAUAGAAAAUAGGAUACUUGCAAGCAAGUGAAUCUAACAAUUUAUUCAAGCAGCAGGUGAGAUACAAUUGAUUUGUCCAAAAUUUUAAAUUGAAUUUCACAAACAUAUUUUGCAUUCGUAUGAUAUAUGGUGAAUAUGCUUUGGACUAAUUUUGUAUGGAUUUUUUUGGUCACCUUCUCAAAAUGAAUUGUACCUCAACAACUGUUUAUUAGGCCGGGAAAUGAUCAUUGGGGAAAGAGGAAGAGAGUGUGAGAAGGUGGGUUCCUCGAAAGGGAACGUUUAAAUUAGGUACAAAAGUUAAUUGAUAUUGAAAAUUAGGACGCGUCUAAUUGAGAAUAGUUGAUUGAGAGGUCUUGUGUUUGAAUUUUGGUGACCACAUUGGUUAAACACAUGGUAUUCAUAUUUGUGUGUAAAGUUAAAUUUCAUAUAAGUUGACUUUCUUAUGAGGGGAUGUGUUGGUAAAUGCCAAUGGUACAAGAUAUAUUAUUGAACAUCUCGUAACAACUCAAGUUAUUUAUACUAAACGGUACUUAAAAAAAGAAUACCAUUCUAAAACGAAAGACUAAUUAAAUUAUGAAUAAUUGUAAAGAUUCAUUUUUAAAUGCAUCUCAAUAAUUUGAGUUAUUGAUACUAAACAGUUAUUGAAAAAGAACACCGAGCGUGUAUAACUAAGCCAUCAAUAAUUAUUUGGUACACAAAGGGAUAUAUUCUCGAUAGUUUCGAUGUAUCUUAAUGCACCAAAAAACUCCAAAUAUAAGAUUAUAUCAUGAAUGAUUAAAAAAGUUAACAAAAGCUAUAUUAUCAUGUGUAUAUUUUCAAGUAGACCCACACUAAGCGAAAUCGUGACUACACCUCUAACGAUCACAAGUAUCGUGAUUUGUCACUUUAUUCCAAUCACGCAUCGAUUUGUUCUGGAAAGCCUUUUUAAAAAACCUCAUACUGAUAAAGUUAGAUAGUCACUAAUGAAAACUUUCCCUUAUUUUUAUGUGGUAGUUCAAUUGUUCCCAACAAAUCUAACUUUUGAUACGUGUAAAAAAUUACCAUAAAUUUCAUUGGAACCUCUUGGCAACUGGGAUUAUCAAAAGAAUUGCAUGUUUCAAUAUCACUGCAUCCGGGAUCCAGCUUGUAAUGCUAUAUAGCUAGCCUCAACCUCUUAGUUUUAUUUUAUUCGAUUUUUCGGCACUAAUUAACUUCUUUUUGGAGCUAAUGGAGCCAUAAUGUUGCACGAUUGCAUCCAGCAGCUUAAUUGCAAGGCAUGCAUCCAGCUUCCGCUAAUUUUUGUUGUUGGUUUGCACGUCUUCGGUUUAAUUAUAUAUAUAUUUUGCCCGUCUGUCUCACUCACAUGGUUUUUGAAGAGCGCACAAAUAUGCCCAUAGUGGUAAUCGUCAUCGUUUACUAAUUGAUCAGGGAUUCAAAUGAACGAGUCACGACGUUUUAGCUUCGUGUUUGUUUUCUACUGACCUGUGAUAUCAUCUGAAGAUGAAACAUUUGGGUUUUUAACCAAUGCAUGCAUAUGCAAGUAAGUAAUAUUACAAAAGUUGCUUUCCACGUACAAGUUGGUAGUAUUAGGUUGUGUACAAAACAAUACAUGGUGCCGUGUACAUUACGACAGAUCGGGGAAGUCAAAUAACAAAAUAGAAUAGAAAAUACUAGUCUAAAAAACUCGAGUUAUUAAUAUAGGUCCACGUAUGAUUGUUAAUCACUUUCUUACAUGUCCCCUCAAACGAAAGCCAACUCAUAAACUUGAAGUUUGUAUGAAAUAGAAAAUGUAAAGGAUAAACUUGACAUGUGUGUUACAGUGUCGAUUUUGAGAACCCUCUUACAAUUUUCGUUUCACCUAUUCAUAGCCAUGCAAUGUAUUCGCUCUCAUAACUGCCAACUUGUUGUUUGCUCCAACCGCCUCAAGGUCCCAUCAACGAUUUGGUGACUAGUUGGCAUAACCUUGAUGGCCUUGAACUUCACAGCUUAACGCAUUGACCUAACUCAAUGGGCCGGCUUAUCUCGGGGAGUUCGUCAUGGUGACAACUUGUCAUCUCGGUCUCAAGCCCGUCUUCUCACUUGAUACCCUACUGCCUUGUCGGCAUGUCAAUUUUACCAACUUGUUAGCAAGUCCAUCCCGUUGAGUCGGUAAAAGCUCGUUCUGUCAUCCAGUCAACACAUUUAUAUCUUUUGGAUUAAAAGCUUUGAUAUUAUUGCCUCUAUUAUAAACCAAUUGGUUCCAAUAAUUCGAGUUUGUGAGAGAGGUUCAUAUAAACGUUUUGAUAUUAUUGCCUCAAAUAACAGCCAAAUUAUGGGAGCUAGAGGUCCAUGUAAUUUAAAGACAACAAUUAAUAUUAAUGGUCGUAAGAACUUGAACACGUACAUUACUUUAAAGACAAACUUACUCUGAUAUCAUGAACAAUAACUCAAAUAAUUGGGAAUGAUAUAUGAUAUUUAACUACUCCCUUACAACCUAAAACGAAAGCUUCAUGCAUGUUUAGUAAUGCUAUAGAGAUAUCCCUAACCUCUAGUUUUAUUCUAUUUUUCAGUGAUCACGCCAUAAUGUUGGAUGAUUGCGUCAAGCUUGCAAGUCAUGCAGCGGCUUCGCUAAUUUUUUAUGUUGGUUUGCACGUCUUAAGUUUAAUUACCCUUUUUUUUACAGGGAUUUUGAGCUUGAUUUUUUUUACGACGAUAGUAAAUUUUUCCUUUAACUCACGUAUAUAUGAGUGUAUUUAUUUCAUAUAUUUAUAAAUUUCAUAUUAAUAUUAUUGUCAAAUUGGUUUAUUUUUUCUGUUCAUUUGAUGACUCACGUACUAAUCACGUAUAAUAUCCGUAUAACACGUUUAAUAUUCGUAUUUAAUGAAUUAAAUGGAUAACUUAACUAUAAUUUAUAUAUUAAUUUAUUUUAAAAUAAUUUAUUGCAUAUAUUUUAUAACUAUUAACAUACUAUUAAGCCUACUAUUAGUUUUCAGGAAAAAUAAAAAUAUCAGUACGUAUAUUAUACAUUACUUGCCCGUAUUGUAUUUUACUAACUAUGGUACUAAGUCGGGCAUGGUCCUUUAAUUUUGUGUGCCAAAGUUCCAUUUGGAGGAGGAUAUAAAACUGCCUCAUAUUUGUAAAUAUAUUGUUAAUUAUUUCAUUAAAAAAUAAUGCACAGUUCUUUGUUUCUUAUGAAUGCGCACAGGCCUCAGUAUUUCUCAAAGUUCAACCAUGCACAAGAACUUGUUGACUUCAAAUUAAAUACAGAUAAAAUAGAGUACAACUUGCCAUAUGGGACAUGUACAUCGAUAAAACUGAAGAUCUUGCAUCCGCCAGAUCUCAGAAACCGAAUUUUUUUUCUUCUAAUUCAUCAAACAAACAAUUUAAGUUCCUCUGUCACACAAUAAAUAAAUAAAAAAGGCAAUUGAAGUUUCGUCCUGAGUUAAGAAGAUGAGACAUUAAUUUGUCUCCUCCAAUCGUGACAUGGGUUGGUGCAUGCUACAGCAAAUGAGAGAAUCACAAUUAUAUUUAUACACACAGAGACAGAGACGUGCUUCUAUAUGUUGUUCGCAUGCUAUAGUAAAUGGGUUGGUGCUCUUUGUUGUGGAUAGACCGUAUCGGCGAUCCAACCUGGAAAACCUUCGAAUAUAUUUUAAUCGAUUGGUAAUUUUUAAUGGUAUGAAAAAAAAUUGAAUCAUGAUUUCAGCAUAAAAUAUUUUACGGUUUAAGUUGGUGCUCUUUGUUGUUGCGGGUAGACGUUAGGUAUGUGUCCAGUCGCAAUUAAGGUGGACCCUUUUUUUCGUUUAUAUAAUAAUAGUAAUUACAGUAGUUCGUAGGCUUGAUCCUGAUUCCUGAGCCAACCAUUGGUAAUAUGGUGACUGUUAUCCAGGUCACAACUGCCCCUCCAACUUGGAGGGUUUUUGGUUACUUAAUCAAGCAAAUCUGUUCCUUAAUUGCAAUUGGCUGCAUAAUUAAGCAUCAGAUUUGGCGGCACGCUAAACCAGUAAUUAGUAGUUUAAUUAGCAACCUCACUUAUGAGACUCAUUCUCAACCACCAGAUAUAUAAAUGACAUAUUGUGAG